This is a messenger RNA of Drosophila biarmipes, 1044 nucleotides long. It is a transcript of the gene Lsm11, whose product is annotated as U7 snRNA-associated Sm-like protein LSm11. Gene Ontology annotation, molecular function: U7 snRNA binding. NCBI's taxonomy places the organism in Eukaryota, Metazoa, Arthropoda, Insecta, Diptera, Drosophilidae. Gene Ontology annotation, biological process: mRNA 3'-end processing by stem-loop binding and cleavage. The record is from RefSeq and is a predicted model, not a curated record. Bases 28 to 822 code for a protein of 264 amino acids. The transcript has 2 exons. Gene Ontology annotation, cellular component: U7 snRNP.
ACUGUUAUCGACCUAAUUGGAUCAAAAAUGGAUGACAGGGAACCGAAGGAUCCAAAAAGUUCAAAGGAAGAUGCUCCCAGCCAAGAUCCCGAAUUGGAUGUGUGCAGUGAUCAGUUUAAUCCGCUGCGAGCCUUGUACGAACCCAACUACAAGGUGACGGAUGUGGUCCCCAAAGUCCUCUACCAAAAUCUGGCCGCCUUCGAGAGUGCGCUCAAAAAGUUCGGCAUCUGGCAGUUGAACAAGCGGCAGAAACCGGAAACCCGAGGAGGAGACCAGGGUGCAUUGAAGAAGGCAUCUUCCUCCAGGUCUGCAGACAUUGCGGAGCCUCCUCAGCGGCGCUUUGAGCCACAUCAGAUGCCCACGACUAGGACCCCGAACAAGAAGCACCACCGCAACAUAUUCACCUACAUGGAGAGCUCUGUCGGUCCCCUGGGAGUGCUUAAGAAGUGCAUUCCUUCGGGCAGUCCCCAGGAAACUAAGGAGUAUCCCGAAGAGGUACGAGUUAGGGUGGUGACUCGCAAGCAGGGAGCAGUGGGCGGCAGCGUCGAGGGUGAACUGGUGGCCUUCGACAAGCAGUGGAACCUGCUGCUGCGAAAUGCUACCGAAACCUGGAAGCGACGAAAGUACAAUUACGGAGAACAAAACAUUUGCGACACACCUGUUGAUUGCACAAAGCGGCUUAGGGAGCUGGGCAUUACUCUUCCCAAGACCCAUGUCAAAAGUUUAAACCGGAAGAACGUUGAGGUAAAGCGAGAUCUGCCACAGAUCUUAAUACGCGGCGAAAAUGUGGUUAUAGUUAGUAUAGUAGCUAAGGCAAAGUAAGGCCCAGUUUGUUUUUAUUUCUUAAUUCGACAGUCACUCAAUGAAAUAUAUACGUAGGUAAGAAACAUAUUAAAAAAAGUAAAACAGUUAAGUUAUAAUUCAUUUUAUAACUAUUGUUAUUACCAUGUAAGAUUCAGUCUUAAAAAAAGUUGUGCUGUUAAAUUUGUUCUUAUCAGUUUCCAAAAAAGUACUUAAUUAAAAGUUGUAUUUAGUUCCUCCGGA